Molecule: messenger RNA, 787 nt
Organism: Gastrolobium bilobum
Lineage: Eukaryota; Viridiplantae; Streptophyta; Magnoliopsida; Fabales; Fabaceae
Product: protein mago nashi homolog
Exons: 3
Coding region: 223-678 (151 amino acids)
Biological process (GO): RNA splicing
Cellular component (GO): exon-exon junction complex; nucleus
Source: RefSeq, a predicted model, not a curated record
CUCCUCUUUUAGAACGUUCCAGAUUCUUCUCGAUUUCUCACCGAAAUCUGUUUCUCGUCAUUCUCUCCUUCAUUUUCAUCUUCGUUAUUCUUUUUCAUUCUUCGUUCAUCUAGUAAUCGAUCCUCAUCUUCCUUAUAGUUACAUCACAUUCACAUUACACAAUCGUUGUUCCCGUUAAUCGAAGGAAUCAAGAAAGAGAGAUAGAGAGAGAGAAGAAGAAGAAUGGGGAGCGAAGAGGAGAACGGGGAAUUCUACUUGAGAUACUACGUUGGACACAAAGGGAAGUUCGGUCACGAGUUCUUGGAGUUCGAGUUCAGACCCGACGGUAAGCUUCGUUACGCUAACAACUCAAACUACAAAAACGACACUAUCAUUCGCAAGGAGGUUUACCUCACUCCUGCCGUUCUCCGCGAGUGUCGUCGUAUCAUCGCCGAAAGUGAAAUCAUGAAGGAAGACGAUAACAACUGGCCGGAACCUGAUCGAGUCGGACGGCAGGAGCUCGAGAUUGUGAUGGGGAAUGAGCAUAUCUCCUUCACAACAUCAAAGAUUGGAUCUCUUGUGGAUGUUCAGAGCAGUGCAGAUCCAGAAGGUCUUCGCAUCUUUUACUAUCUUGUUCAGGAUUUGAAGUGCUUCGUCUUCUCUCUUAUUUCACUUCACUUCAAGAUCAAGCCUAUCUAAGAUGUUUUAUAAUGUUAUGUGUUCAUCCUCACCGGGAAUGUGUACUUGUUUAACAACUAUCCCUGUUUGCUACUAAAAUUUGACAUCUGACAAAGUAACAUCUUUAUAA